This is a messenger RNA of Lolium rigidum, 1760 nucleotides long. RefSeq names its product probable V-type proton ATPase subunit H. Lineage: Eukaryota; Viridiplantae; Streptophyta; Magnoliopsida; Poales; Poaceae. The coding region runs from base 117 to 1475 and encodes 452 amino acids. Gene Ontology annotation, molecular function: proton-transporting ATPase activity, rotational mechanism. Gene Ontology annotation, cellular component: vacuolar proton-transporting V-type ATPase, V1 domain. The record is from RefSeq and is a predicted model, not a curated record. The transcript is spliced from 12 exons. Gene Ontology annotation, biological process: proton transmembrane transport.
CUCUCAGAUCUCUUCCCCCCCACAUCGUCUCCAACCUACCUCCUCUCCUCUGAUCCUCUCCUUCGCCCAUCGCGCCAGGCGUGGGCGCCCAGGGUGGUGGAGUUUGACCUGCCGCGAUGGAUCGCGCCGAGCUCACCACCGACCAGGUUCUCAAGCGGGACAUUCCAUGGGAGUCGUAUAUGUCAACUAAGCUGAUCUCUUCGACAGACCUCCAGCUUUUAAGGCGUUAUGACCACAAACCAGAAGCUCAGAGAGGUCCGUUGCUUGAGGAGGACGGGCCAUCCUAUAUUCAACUUUUUUUGAAUAUCUUGCGGAGCAUCUCUAAGGAAGAGACCGUGGAAUAUGUGCUUGCCCUCAUUGAUGAGAUGCUUGCAGCAAAUCCUAAACGGGCAGCACUGUUCUAUGACAAAUCUCUCUCCGGUGAAGACAUUUACGAUCCUUUCCUAAGAUUGCUCUGGAAAGGUAACUGGUUCGUACAAGAAAAAAGCUGCAAGAUAUUGACCCAGUUAAUAAGUGCGAGACCUAAGCUUCAGAAUGGCAUGGUUCCAAAUGGAGAGGCCUCAAAUUCAAAGAGCAAGCUUACAUCAAUUCAUGAUGUGUUGAAGGGUUUGGUUGAUUGGCUCUGUUCUCAGCUGAGGAACCCCACCCACCCGAACUGUUCUAUUCCUACGGCUACCCAUUGUCUUGCCACUUUGCUAAAGGAGAUAUAUGUCAGAACUUUAUUUGUUCAGGCAGAUGGUGUUAAAUUGCUCAUUCCUUUAAUAUCUCCAGCUUCAACACAACAGUCAAUUCAGCUCCUCUAUGAAACCUGCCUUUGUAUCUGGCUUUUAUCCUUCUAUGAUGCAGCUGUUGAUUAUUUGUCCACUACAAGGGUUUUGCCAAGACUUGUAGAAGUUGUCAAAGGCUCUACUAAAGAGAAGGUUGUUAGAGUUGUCGUGAUGUCCUUCCGUAAUUUGCUGGCAAAGGGCGCAUUUGCUGCCCAAAUGAUUGAUCUUGGGUUGCCACAUAUAGUACAGAACUUGAAAGCUCAAGCAUGGAGUGAUGAGGAUUUAUUGGAUGCACUGAAUCAACUAGAAGUAGGCCUCAAAGAGAACCUUAAGAGGUUGAGCUCAUUUGAUAAAUACAAACAGCAAGUUCUUCUUGGCCAUCUCGAUUGGUCUCCAAUGCACAAAGACCCAAACUUCUGGCGGGAGAAUAUUACUAAUUUUGAGGAAAAUGAUUUCCAGAUCCUACGUGUCCUUAUGACAGUCAUCGACACCUCAACCGACACUACUGCUCUCGCCGUCGCCUGCUACGAUCUCUCGCAGUUCCUUCAGUACCACCCUUCUGGCCGCUUGGUAGUGGCAGACCUGAAGGCGAAGGACCGUGUUAUGAAACUCAUGAACCAUGACAACGGUGAAGUGAGGAAGAACUCCCUACUCUGCGUGCAGAGGCUCUUCCUCGGCGCGAAGUAUGCUAGCUUCCUGCAGGCUUAAGACCAGGAAUUUUGUAUUUAUAUGAAGCGUUAGAUCCACAGAACCCCAUGCCAUUUUUUCAUAAUGGCGAAACGAUGAUUGAGAAUGUGAGACCUCGAAAAUUCUUGUCCAGUAUAUCCUGUUGCUAUUUGAUUUAUGGAACUGUUGUAUAAUAAAUAAUCUCAGCUAUUCCUUGCUCGGUGUAAUAAAGUGUUCAUCUGUAGUGCUACUUUCCUCUGAACAGUGCUGUUGUCCGAGGAAAGAAAAUAAGAUACACGAUUUAUGUAAAUUGUAUUCAUUUUUUUU